Molecule: messenger RNA, 396 nt
Organism: Myzus persicae (green peach aphid)
Lineage: Eukaryota; Metazoa; Arthropoda; Insecta; Hemiptera; Aphididae
Product: zinc finger protein 467-like
Exons: 3
Coding region: 1-396 (131 amino acids)
Biological process (GO): regulation of transcription by RNA polymerase II
Molecular function (GO): RNA polymerase II cis-regulatory region sequence-specific DNA binding; DNA-binding transcription factor activity, RNA polymerase II-specific
Source: RefSeq, a predicted model, not a curated record
AUGUUCAAAUGCAGUCAGUGCCAUUCGGUUUUUACCCGUAAGGAUAAUUUAUCUAGGCAUCAAAAAACUCAUACAGGUAUACGUUUUCCAUGUACCGUAUGCCACUUGUUAUUUUCAUACAAAACCACUCGCAAUAAAAAUAUGAAAAAUGUUCAUGGAAUCGCUCACGCCCCGGCUCAAAAAAAUAUUCAGAUUGCCCCGCAAAUAUUUGUCCCCGAUCUCCCGGCCGGUGGAUCGAACACCGUGUCUGAAGACGAAAUAUGUAUGAUGGCUAUGGAUACUUUCGAAAAUCAAGACUUGGCAGCCGAUAUUGCAGUGGUCUGUGAAGCGAUCAAUGGUAUAAUAGUUGGAUUAUUCCGGCAUUGCACCGGUUGUCAGACCGUUUGGUACAUUUAA